AUGCGACAGUCCCCGUCCUACUCCCCGCGCCAUCGUAGUAAGCGCAUCGCCUGCCGACAAUGUCGCCAGGCCAAGCUCCGAUGUGAAGUGUCAACCGGUGGAGCCAUCCCCUGCUCGCGAUGUCGACGCUUAGGCUACGACUGCCAGCUGGAUACCGCCUUCCAACGGGUCAAUCGGCGCGAGAGGCUGGAAGAACUCGAGAAGGAAGUCCAGCAUCUCCGCUCCUCCGUGUCCACCUUGCCCGCCACGCCGCAGCAACCACUGCCAAGCAUCCCGACGCCCAGCGAGUCGUAUAGCACCGACACCUCCCUGGUGGAGAACGACUCGUCCGGGGCCCCAGGGGGCCUCCUGGUCCCGGCCCUGCCCCCACUGCCCGUGGCACAAACGCCCGUCCAUCCCUUGCCGCCGCCGCCGCAGCGCCCUCCGCCCCCACCGUGGCUGCCCGGAGUCUCGUCGACCGGUUCCCGGUCCUUAGAGUUCCUACACCUCCGGGGGGAUCAAAUCAACAUACUCUUCACCAUUUUCUUCCACCGCUACCAUCCCUAUGUGCCCGUGUUGGAUCCCGCCAUCGCCCCGGACCAGUACUAUGCGCGGUCGGCGCUCUUGUUCUGGACCAUUAUCCUCGUGGCCUCGCGCCGCUACACCGACGAACCGGGACUGUAUGUCACCCUGACGGCCCCGGUCAAGAAGCUCCUCUGGGACACCAUCGCCAAUCCCCCGCACACCUGGCAUGUCGUGCAGUCCAUCCUGCUCGUGUCCCUGUGGCCCUUUCCCACCUCAUCCCUCUCCUCCGACAUCACUUCCAUUCUCGUCUCCACCGCGCAGACCAUCGCCGUCCGAAUGGGUCUGCACCGGCCCGAAGCCAUUCAAGAUUUCUCCCGAACGAAGCGACGCUUGAAUGGGGAGGAGAUGGCCGAAGUCGCUCGGACCUGGGCCACCUGCUAUAUCGCCGCCCAAACCAUCACGACCAUAGACGGCCAGCUCGGGGUCACAUCCGACUGGAUGAUCGACCGUCUGUGCGACCGUGAAGGCACCGGCAUGAUCCCCACCUCCCUCAAGCAGCAACUGCUCAUCUCGCGCUUCUCGGCCCGCAUCGGCCAGUUCAUGUCCGGCCAUCCCCAGGGACCGACCGGCCUGCCGCGUCCCGGCGAGGUCAUGUCCUUGCUAGCCCUACUCGAACGAGAAUACGCAGAACUAGUGUCCAGCCUCACUGGCCAAAUCUCCGAAGAGCACAAGAUUCUCCUGAACGGCAUCGGUCUUCAACUCUACGUCUUCUACCUCCUCGAAGACACCGACUCCGACACCCGUAAACGCGGCCUCCUCCGCGCCUACAGCAUCGCCAUCGAAUCCAUCACCAUCAUCAACCACCUCGAAGCCCUCACCGAGACCAUGGCCUUUGGGCCGGUCUCCUACUUCCGCGUCAUUUCCAUUGCCGCCAUGUUCAUCCUCAAACUGAGCUACUCCAACCUCGGGCCGUUUCUCGAUCUCGAAACGGGGAAACGCGCCUUCAACUCGGCCAUUAUGCUCACGCGCCGCAUCUCCAUCGAAGACAAUGAUCUCCCGGGGAGGACCUCCAAGAUCCUCACCCAGCUGUGGAGUGCCCAGGCCCGUGGGGGACAGAGAGAUAAGGGACCGGGUCUACGACUGAAAACCCGAUUGGCAGCGAGCUUGCUGCAUGAUUCCAUCUGGGCGUGGCGGGAGCAGUUUGGGGGCCAGAUGAGUGGCACGACGACGCCGUCGGGUGCCGUCCCGCACGAGGGAAGUGGGGUGGAUGGCUUGACGCUGGAGGAUGUGGUUGAUGCGGAACUACUGGCCUUGUUGCCGUUUAGCUUUGAGGGGGAUGAGAUGCUCACUGCGCCGGGGGGAUGCUAA
This is a messenger RNA of Aspergillus ibericus CBS 121593, 1872 nucleotides long. RefSeq names its product Zn(II)2Cys6 transcription factor. NCBI's taxonomy places the organism in Eukaryota, Fungi, Ascomycota, Eurotiomycetes, Eurotiales, Aspergillaceae. Gene Ontology annotation, cellular component: nucleus. The record is from RefSeq and is a predicted model, not a curated record. Gene Ontology annotation, molecular function: transcription cis-regulatory region binding; zinc ion binding; DNA-binding transcription factor activity, RNA polymerase II-specific. The transcript is spliced from 7 exons. Gene Ontology annotation, biological process: DNA-templated transcription; regulation of DNA-templated transcription. The coding region runs from base 1 to 1872 and encodes 623 amino acids.